This is a messenger RNA of Mercenaria mercenaria, 1297 nucleotides long. RefSeq lists its product as uncharacterized. The record is from RefSeq and is a predicted model, not a curated record. Lineage: Eukaryota; Metazoa; Mollusca; Bivalvia; Venerida; Veneridae. The coding region runs from base 239 to 1297 and encodes 352 amino acids. The transcript is spliced from 2 exons.
UAACAUUUUAGUUUCUUUAUUUUUCCGGUCAUUUCGUUCCGUUUUCACAUUUUUCAAAUUGUCAUAAAUGCUCAGAAAAAAUGAUGCACCGAGAGAGAAAGCGGCGAGAAAAUGUGUUUUCUACAAAUGAAGUGAUUAACACGAUGUCAUACAGUUAAUAAUGGCGGUGAUUUACCAGUACCUGAGAUGAUGUCUGUAGACCUAAAGAAUAACAGAUAUUAGAAUUUCAAUAUUUAAGAUGUAUAGGUUUCUGAAGACGCAAAAUUUUAGUUAUUCAAUGAUUCGAACCUGCCUGAAAGAUCACAGUUUGGUUGGGUUGUUGGAUAAGUCAAGGUCCAGCCAAUUCAUUUUUUGGAUGCAAAUGAGAUCUGUCCGGCCCUACUCCCGUGGAAAAAAGCGACAUCAGCAGUCUUCAUUGGUAGAUAUUGAGGAGAAAACAGACAAACAAAAUCUUUAUGAGGACAUGAUGCAACUUCUUAAUGUAGGUGCUAAGGCUGAGGAAGAACAGCUUGCUCGGUUGAGGGAAAAGAAAUCGGAAUUAAAGGAAAUGGUGCAACUGGAAGUUGAGACAACUGGAAUUCCCGCAAUUAUACGAGCCAUGGUACCGUCAUUGUUCUUGAACAAGCACCAUUCCUUUUCAGGUGUAUUAUUCUACCCUACACCUGUAGAUUGGUAUUGCGAAGUAGAACAUCCAUACCAAACUUCUGAGGCAUAUGAUAGGCUCUGUUUAAAACUCGAGGUACCAUAUUAUUUAGUGUCAGGAUUUAGUGGGCGACAAGCCCUAUUUAAACUCUGUGAAGUAACGAAACCAGGUAAUAGUAUAUUCAGUUUUUGUGAAGAUUCACAGGCUAUCGAUGAACUGUUUGAGGUUUUUGCUCAGCGUGUAAAUAAUUUAGAAAAGAAAGAUUUGAUGAAAUUGAUACAUUACUCAUAUAUUCUGAAAGAUUUUUCCGUGAAGUGUUAUAAGAAAAUUUUCAGUAGGUUCAUGGUAUCAAUGGAUAAUCAAAAAUACAGCAUCAGUGAAUUGCUUGACUUCCUAGAUGUACUUAAACAGGUCGACCAGAGUAUAUUUGUUAACGGUCAGAUUAGCCGAUUUGAGAGACUUACAGGAAGUAUUUGGAACUACAUAUCUAAUAGACCUCAGAGUAUUUCAUGUAGUUUGUUAAGACGGUUGUACUGUAAUGCCCCAAAAAAUCAUGAAAGAAUAUUUUCAGUUUUAGAUAAAGUGCUGAUAGAUAAUCUAGAUCGGUUAGAAGUGUGUGAUGUUUGUUAUUUAGAUAUUCAUCGAAAGAAUUAA